AUGGCAGGCAAAACAGCCAAGUCUUCGAUACCCUCCACCUCUGCUAAUAAAGACUUGAGUUGCUUAAGAUGUAGAAAGAAGAAAGCAAAGUGCUCAAAGACUCGACCUACAUGUACCCGUUGUGCCCGUUCGAAUCAGCCGUGCGAGUAUCCAGAUGCACCUCCCAAUCUCACAGAUUUGUCCCAGAAAGUGCUCACACUCUACGAUACACUGCGUGAACUUGAAGGCGAAUUCCUGGUCAAAUACAUGCAAUCCAUGGACGAAGAGGUGAACGACGCACUAUCCGAAAGAGAACAAGAUUUUGAUCAGCAGCCAUUUCCCAGCAUAGAAUCUGCCAGCAGCAACUAUUCAUUACCUAGCAACCCACCGUCAUCCCAUUUAGACAGCCAUAAACGUCAGAAACUAAUAAAGCAAGAGCCAGAGGAAGUCUCCAUCGAGGAAGAGCAGGAGCCGUCAGGUUGGUCCAUGUCAUUGACCUCACACGGGCUAUCGAUUCAUGCUGUUACUCGAAAUCUAAACGAAUUCAAUGAAUUUGCAAAGACGCUGUCUCGACAAAUAAUGCGCGAUUUUGGCCCAAGUUACUUGCCCAAACAAUGGGAUCCUGAUGCAGAAGGCUACUUUGAAGAUUCAGAAGACGAAGAGCUUGCCGAAGAUGAAUAUUUGGUCACUGUGCCUGUAUUUUCAACCAGUUCACUGCUGUUCAAUGUCACACCAAACCUCCCAGACAGCAUUCUGUCCACCAUAAAGCAAGAGGCACCUUCCCGUGAUGUGAUGCGAACAUUACUCAAUGGCGCGGAUACACUUGUCACUUUGAUCCAGUCGCAUUUCCCUCACAUGAUAAAGCAUUUGGACAUGCGCUAUCAGUGGCUAGAGAAAGACGCUGCUUGUACUGCACCACAUCACCUUGUCAUCUUGAUGCACCAGCUGAAAAUGUACCUACCGGAUUAUGCGCCCCAUCAGCCGCCUCCCAGCCAUCUACUCAGUACAGACUCUGUUGUUCAAGUGUGCAUUUUGACAGCCUACGUUGUCUCUGUGACACUACUGCCUCCCAUCCCACAUUUGACAUUUCCGCCGUUGCCGACAUCACUCUGGCGUGAUUGUGCAGAAUACGCUACCAUGCUGCUCGUCGAUGUGGUUCUUUUAAAGGGCGAUCAGGUGAAUCCUUAUCCAGUCAUCCUUAGCGGUAUCUUACUGGCUUGGAUAGAUGCUGAACUAGCAUCUGAUGAAUUCAAGGCAGACACCAUGGUCAACAUCUCGCUCCGGGUACUAUGUGCCUCGGACUGGAAGAGCGAGGAGCCUGCAUGGCAAAUACUGAUUGCUGCUCUCCUGUAUUUGGACGUGUAUUCUGCUACAUUUCGGUUCAGACGACCACAGCUUCGGGGCGAAGGAUCAGCGGAACUAUGGAAAGCAGCCAUUCAGAUGAGAGAACCAAGCCGUUGGGACGGAUCUUUUCGAGAAGCGGGCAUUGUACUGGAAGCCAGACUCAUGUCUCUGUUGAGUAAAGUGGUUUCGCUUUUCUACGAGGUAGACGAAGAGCGAUCACCCUCGCAAGAAGAGAAUGAGAUCAAUGUGCGAAAAAUAGACGUGGACGAAGUGCUGACGCUGGUGCGAGACGUGGAGCUAUGGGAACAUGAAUUGCCAGAAUGGGCAAAAUGGAAUGCAGGUCUAUCUGAAACAGAACAGCAAUCAAGGACAGGGCUCAAGAUGCACAUGCACAUGAUCCAUAACAUGGUCAAGAUACUCUUGUUUAGGCCCUUCAGCACGGAUCUUCAUCAGCAGAAGGAAAGCGAACAGACAUUUACAAAGACUACUUUUUUGGACAUGUCCACUAGUUCAGCGGAUAGAUUGGCAACCUGUCUCUGUCACAUUCAUGAAUACGGAUUUACAGGCUUUUGGACACGCGCAGCAGGCAAUCUUGUCAGAGAUGUCUCCAGGCGGGUCUUGAGGAUGUUUGAUAAGGAUCAGGACAUUGUGAACCAACUAGACAUGAUUCAGCAAAGAUUGCAAAAGGCUGAAUUCAUAAAAAAGGAGAAGUAA
Mucor velutinosus is the source of this 2037-nucleotide messenger RNA. RefSeq lists its product as uncharacterized. The coding region runs from base 1 to 2037 and encodes 678 amino acids. Gene Ontology annotation, cellular component: nucleus. The record is from RefSeq and is a predicted model, not a curated record. Gene Ontology annotation, molecular function: DNA-binding transcription factor activity, RNA polymerase II-specific; zinc ion binding. Lineage: Eukaryota; Fungi; Mucoromycota; Mucoromycetes; Mucorales; Mucoraceae. The transcript has 3 exons. Gene Ontology annotation, biological process: regulation of DNA-templated transcription.